AUGCAGCCCACCACCAUCGACGCCCUUCCCGAUGCGGUGCUGGUGUCCAUCUUCGAGUGCAUUGAACUGGUCCACAGGCAUCGCGCCCUGCCCCUGGUGUGCCGGCGCUGGGCGCACCUGGCAAACGCUCCGGAGCUGCUGAGGGCCGUGAAAGUAGCGUGGAAAACCCACCGUUUGAGGGACGGCCACAUCCUGCAAUGGCUGCGGUCGCUGUGUGCAUGGCUUGUGUCGCGGGCCGCGGCACACGUGCAGCAUCUGGACCUGGCGCUCUGUGAUUUGUCGUGGACAGAGUGGUCUGAGGAGCAGCAGGCCGAAGCUGAGCAGGCGCUGGAAUCUGCGCUGGCCGCGUGCGGCAGCCUGGCAGAGCUGCGGCUCAUGACCAACCUGGUGCACAGCGCCGGCGCCUGGGUGGCGCCGCUGCACAGCCUGCGGCGCCUGCACCUCACUCUGAUGUCAGAAGCACGGGACACGCCCGUUUGGGCGCUGCACCACCUGACGGCGCUGGACCAGCUGGAGCUGCUGGGCGGCCGCAUCCGCCUGCAGCCCGGCGCCGGGCUGCCCAGCUCCCUGACUAGCCUGAGGCUGGGCGGCACCCGCCCUGGCGUGCUGACGCAGCAGGUGCACGCCCUCGCCAGCCUGCGCAGCCUCACGCUGUCUGGCUGCGCGCAUGAGGCAGACGCGUUGGAGGCCCUGGCGCGCCUGGCCAGCCUGCGGCGGCUAGAGGUCGUGCGUUGCCGCGUGCCCAGCUGCCUCCCCUGGCUCACCUCCCUGCGGGCGCUGAUCGUCAGGGACGACGGCGAAGACAUAGACUUUGAGGUGGAGGAGGAGGAUGUGGAGUAUGUGGAGGAGGCGCUGCCGUGCCUGGGCCAGCUGACCUUCCUGGAGCUGACCCAGGCGCCGCGGCCGCCAGAGGCGCUGCCCACGCUGCGCACGCUGCGCAGCCUGGGCCUGUCGUGGCGCAGCCGCGAGGACGCCGCGAUGCCCGCCGGCGCCUGGACGAAGGGCCUGCGGCGACUGGUGGCGCCGUGCGCCUGGAUCGCCGGCGGCGUGCAGGCGCUGCGGGCUCCCCACCUGUGCGUGCUCGGGGUCGCAUCCGCCGACCGUGACGACCACGACGGCAGGGGCUUGGCUCGCAUCAUGCACUGGGCAGUGCAGCUCCCCAGCCUGAAGGUCGUCGCCGUGGCAGGGCCAUCCCUGCCCAUGGGCGCGUGCGCGGCAAUCGUGGACGCCCAGCGCCUGUGCCCAGGGCUGCUGCUGCUGCCGUGCCGCCACAUGCCCCUGCCCAUGCUGCUCCCCAGUUACGACAGCGAUGGCGAGGAUGAGGAUGAGGAUGAGGACGUGUGA
Molecule: messenger RNA, 1344 nt
Organism: Chlorella variabilis
Lineage: Eukaryota; Viridiplantae; Chlorophyta; Trebouxiophyceae; Chlorellales; Chlorellaceae
Exons: 3
Coding region: 1-1344 (447 amino acids)
Molecular function (GO): protein binding
Source: RefSeq, a predicted model, not a curated record